AUGGGUCCUGGUCACGCGGGACGAGGUGCCGGGCGCUCCACGCACGGCGGGGGGUCCCCGACGAGAUGGCACAUCCCGGCGGGUGGAGGCAACCACAGAAAUCCCAGGCUGCAGCACAAAGAAGGCGAGGGCCUGGCACUGGAGUUGGUCAACGAGCCCGGCGCGUCGGAAGCCAAGCGGAGGUACCUCACACACACGCAGCAGGUCUCGGGGACCUCCGUGCCCGGCAUCGGACGGGCCGAGGACGGCAGCCCGGGCAGACACGGCCGGCGCGCCAUCAAGCCCGAGCACAAGUCGUUCCGCCUCCAGGACAUGUACAGCCCGCUCCCGGCACCCGCCGAGGACGCCGUGCGGGAGAAGCGCGUCGCGGCGCAGCAGAACAAGCCGGAGUGGUCGUGGGUGGUCGACCCGCUCCCGGCCCCGCAGGAGUCGCGGCGCGUGGAGUCCCUCGAGGGGCGGGCGUACCGGCGCGGGAGGGUGCACGCGAUGGGCUGCUACUUCCCGAACGGCGCGCACGGCGCGGUGCUGCCCGCGAAGAGCGAGGAGCUCCCGCCCGCGGAAAACCGAACGCGGAAGAAGAAGACCAAGAAGCGGAAGAAAUCUGUGGCGGACAAGCCCGCGGCGGCUCCAGCACCGCCCGUGAGCCGACAGCAGCCGGAGGCGGCCGCAGGGCCGCAGGGCGACGGGAAAGUCCGGCACGGCAGGAGAGCCGGGGCGGAGCGGCCUUUCAAACCGGCAUCACACUUCCCGUAG
Molecule: messenger RNA, 753 nt
Organism: Pedinophyceae sp. YPF-701
Lineage: Eukaryota; Viridiplantae; Chlorophyta; Pedinophyceae
Source: the annotation of a GenBank genome assembly